UCAGGAAUAUGGCCCGAAUCUCAAUCAUUCAACGACAAUGGGCUCGGCCCAGUACCGUCUCGCUGGAAAGGAUGCGAAUCUGGCAAAAACUUCGACCCGGCAAAGCAUUGUAACAGAAAAAUCAUCGGAGCACGCUGGUUCAUUAAUGGGUUCUUGGCCGGGUACGGCCUGCCCCUUAACUCUUCAGGACUAAUCGAAUACUUCUCCCCGAGAGACGCAAAUGGCCAUGGCACGCAGACGGCCAGCACCGCCGCUGGUUCGUUUGUGGGCAAUGUCAGCUACAAAGGCCUCGCCAACGGCACGGCACGCGGCGGUGCUCCGAAUGCACGCGUGGCGGUGUACAAGGUCUGCUGGAAUGUUCCCGGCACGGGGUGUUCGUCGGCGGAUAUACUUAAGGCGUUUGAUAAAGCCAUACACGACGGAGUUGAUAUAUUGUCGCUUUUGAUAGGGAGUUGGAUUCCCAUAUAUUCUAGUGUCGAUGAACGAGACGGUAUCUCAAUUGGGUCGUUUCAUGCUGUGGCCAAAGGGAUUAUUGUUGUUUGUGCUGCUGGAAAUAGUGGACCUUCAGCUUUGACUGUCAAUAACAUUGCUCCUUGGAUAUUGUCUGUUGCGGCUAACUCCAUAGACCGAGCUUUUCUUACUCGUAUCACUCUUGGAAACAAUCAAUCUUUCAUGGGGGAAACGUUGCUUACUAGAACUGAGAUUGGUAUGACAGGCUUGGUAUCCAGAGUCUAAAGGGCUUGACCCAACUGCAUUUGGGUUAGCUAAAUAUGCUAUGAUAAUGAGUUUUCAUUUAUAGAAUAAAAUUAAUUU
This is a messenger RNA of Humulus lupulus (European hop), 813 nucleotides long. Its product is annotated as subtilisin-like protease SBT3.7. The transcript is spliced from 2 exons. The annotation marks the transcript as partial. The record is from RefSeq and is a predicted model, not a curated record. Gene Ontology annotation, molecular function: serine-type endopeptidase activity. Lineage: Eukaryota; Viridiplantae; Streptophyta; Magnoliopsida; Rosales; Cannabaceae. Gene Ontology annotation, biological process: proteolysis.